CGCUGAAGAAUUAGACGACAGAGGGUUCGCCAUUCCCCGGGAAACGGAAUCGCCGUUAUACAGUCCCAAAUCAUUGCGCUCGCUCUCUCUCUUAGUUUUCAUUCUAAUCCGCAUUUCGAAAUUUGGAAACGACGGGUGACUGCUAUUCGAAGGCCUCUCCACUCCACAACCAGUGACUGCUGUAAGCCGUAAUAUCUAAGGUUUUGGAUAUUGAUAAUGACGGCCCCGGAUAUAGUUUCACGUCGCCGGAGUUACUACCAAAUGACUGAUUAUCACAAGAACUCAAGACUAGUGAGCAUGACUAAGAGGCGUAAAGAACUAUCUGUCCGUGAUCAUGGAAUUGAAAGGUCCAACAUCGAGAAGCAGGAUCUUGCUUCAAUGGCUGCUAAAGUAAAUUCGAAUGAUAGAGAUCAGCAGCUGGGUGGAACUGUCCUAAUUCGUAAACGCCUUAUGUUAGGACGACAACAAACUGCAAAAGUUAUACAACUUGGUUUGGUACCUCGCAUUGUCGAGUUCUUAAGUAGGGAGGAUUCUGCCGAGCUUCAGGUUGAAGCUGUUGGGUGUCUUUCUAUCAUUGCUUCAGGAAUAGUAUAUAAGUGGACAAAGGUUGUCCUAGAGAGCAGGGCUGUCCCAGUACUUGUAAAGCUUCUACUUUCUCCAAAAGAUAAAGUUCAGGAGCAGGCUGUUCAUGCAUUGGGAAAUAUAGCUGGAGACUGUGCUGAAAGCCGUGAUCAUGUUUCUGCCAACGGUGCGUUGACUCCUUUGCUUCGUUUGUUGCUUGAGAAGGAUGCUAAGGAUCCCAUUCUAAGAGCUGUAAGUUGGGCAUUGUCCAACUUAUGCGGGGGAUAUCCAUUUCCUCCAUUUGAACAGACAAAAGCAGCUCUUCCGGUAAUUGUGGAUCUCAUCAAGACCAAGGGGAAAGACAAAGAUGUCUUGACAGACUUAUGCUGGUCUCUGUUUUAUAUUUCCGAGGCUACUGCUGAGGGACAUAAAGCGGUGCUUGCUGCCAAUGUCUCUCAACGCCUUCUGGAGCUUCUGAGUCCUCGGCUCCCCGCUGAAGUCGCCAAUGCUGCACUUUGUUGUGUUUGUAAAAUCUACCUCACAAACGAUGCUACUUAUCAAACUGAGGAUUUUAUAAAUCUUGAUUUGCUUUCAAAACUGGCCAACUUGUUGCCAGUCAAGAAUAUGAAAGAGCAAGUGUGCCAUACAAUAACUACUAGCAUCAUCACUUCAAGAAACAAACAUGCUGUUAUUGAGGAUGUGAUCGAGGCUCAAUUACUUCAAAAGCUAAUCAAAGAAGUCAUUGAUGCACCGUUUCGGGUUAAAAGAGUCGCAGGGCAAGCUGUUGCAAAUGCCAUUUUGUGUUCUUCACCGGAACAAAUCAGGCGUUUUGUGGACAAGGACUGUUUAAAGGCAAUGGAUAUUAUUCUUGAACUCAGUGAUUUGGGUAGCGUUCAACUUGCUUUACAAGGGAUUAACAAGAUUUUGAAGGCAGGCCUAGAGGAGCAUGUUGAAGUUAGUUCCUCCUAUGCAGCAUCCUUUGCUGAAGCACCUGCCUUAGAAAAGAUUAGGUAUUUGAGUAGUCUACACGUGGGUGAAGUUAGUGAUACUGCUCAACAGAUUGUUGACAUGUAUAUGUGAGUUGUGUAUGACCUGUAUAUGUGAGCUGUGUAUGCCAAAUAUGCAUGCACCAUAGGACGUCUUAUACUUCAUUUAUCAGAUU
Molecule: messenger RNA, 1723 nt
Organism: Lactuca virosa
Lineage: Eukaryota; Viridiplantae; Streptophyta; Magnoliopsida; Asterales; Asteraceae
Source: the annotation of a GenBank genome assembly